AUGAAUUCGCCGAAAAAGGACGGAGACGAUGAUGUGCCCGUUAAAGACUCGAUUAAAUACGGCGAACUGGUCAUUUUGGGGUACAAUGGCUCUCUUCCGAGCGGGGACCGUGGGCGCCGAAAGAGCCGCUUCGCGUUGUAUCGACGCGCCAAGGCCAACGGCGUCAAGCCCAGCGCCGUACACAUCCUCAACAACCCGCAGGACAGCAAGGCUGUGCACAGCAGGGGGCAGCACAGCAUCUCCUUCACGCUGUCCCGCAACCAGACAGUGGUAGUGGAGUAUUGCCAUGACAACAACACUGAUAUGUUCCAGAUUGGGCGAUCCACAGAGAGUCCCAUUGACUUUGUGGUGACGGACACCUCCGGGGGGGCAAAGGAGGGCGAGGACCCCUCCAUUGCCCCCAGCACCAUCUCACGUUUUGCCUGCCGCGUGGUGUGCGAGCGCCACCCACCCUACACGGCGCGCAUCUACGCCGCUGGCUUUGACUCCUCCAAAAACAUCUUCUUAGGGGAGAAGGCGACUAAGUGGAAGAACCCGGACGGCCACAUGGACGGACUGACCACCAACGGCGUGCUGGUCAUGCACCCCGAGGGAUUUCCUGAGAUGCCCAAGCAGGGUUUGUGGCGGGAGAUCUCUGUGUGCGGCGACGUCUACGCCUUGCGGGAGACUCGUUCCGGGCCGAGCCGAGGCAAACUGGCAGAAGGCGAGAGUAGCGCGCUGCGCGACGGCUCAUUGGUAGACCUGUGCGGCGCCACCUUGCUGUGGCGCACGGGCGAGGGUCUCAUGCGUGCUCCCACCUUGCGCCACCUGGAAGCGCUUCGCCAGGAGCUGAAUGCAUCGCGGCCGCAGUGUCCCGUGGGCCUCAGCACACUUGCCUUCCCCAGCCUCCCGCGCAGUCACAGCCUUGAAGAACGUCAGCCCUGGGUCUACCUCACGUGCGGCCAUGUCCACGGACGCCACGACUGGGGCCAAAGGUCCGAGGUGGGCGAGGAGGAGCCCUUAGAGGGCGAGGGCUCUGCCACGCGGCGGGAAUGCCCGCUGUGCCGCAGCGUAGGCCCCUACGUGCCACUGUGGCUGGGCUGCGAGCCGGCCGUGUACGUGGAUGCCGGCGCCCCCACGUAUGCCUUUGUGCCCUGCGGCCACGUGUGCUCAGAGAGGACAACCAGGUAUUGGGCGGACACCCCGUUGCCGCACGGGACGCACGCCUUCAGACCCGUGUGCCCCUUCUGUUCCGCCGCCCUUAGCACCCCCGGGUGGACGCGGCUCAUCUUCCAGGGUCCCAUCGACUAGCCGCCACACAAAAGCGCCACCCCCCCUACCUUUUUUUUCCCCCUAACUGUAUGAUGGUCUUCCCCUUAUUUCUCCUUUAGGGCUUGGUGAUGGAUUGAGGAUCUGGACUUUAGGCAACUCAAUGAAAUGUGACAGAAUGAUCGAUACACUCAUUGAUUACCUCGAAUGUCUGCGCACUUAGGCUCUGCUGGUUUUCUUCCCGCGCAAGCCUGAGCUUCUCGCAAAGAAAAAGAAAAGCGAUUAACACGUCAGAUUUGAUGUUUUAUGUCGGACUGUAGCUCACAUGGUGCUUUUUAGUGCGUCAGCUUUUGUGGAAUGAAACCUAGCAGUUCACGAUCAUACUUACAAUCAAAUUGAUCCUACAGCCGCCCUGCAAAUUAAUUACAUCUCAAAACUUCUUAUGUCAGGAUCAUCGUAAAACAAUGAUCCUGGACUAGAUCUCAAUCCCAUCAUCAGGGCAGAAUGAGUAUAAACAAGGGCAUGGACUCCCAAUAAAUUAGGUAAGAUCCACCUUACAUACACACACACACACACACACACACACACACACACACACACACACACACACACACACACACGCACACACACACACACACUAAACCCCGUGAAGCAAUAACACCACUCACUCUUGUAUAAGCUAAGAUCUCACGCUAGGUUUUAGCCAAGUGCUAGACUAGCGGUGGUCGCCUCAAACAUGGUUGUAGCGUUUUUUUGCUUUUCCUCCCUGCCCUCUGUGUCAUACCAUAGUGAAAAAAUCACAAUACAAUAUAUAAUUACAUCCCCAAUGAUCUGGUUUCACUGCUAAUGCUAACAGGGUUUCCUUUUAAAGUAAGUGGGUGUGUCGGUGCAGCCAAAGUUUUGUCCUCGCUUAACCUAAAAAAAAAAAACUAAACCGAAAUUGUGUGCUUGUGUAUGUGUCAAAGAAAAGUUAUUUUGUUAGGAAAUGUGGUUCAGUGUUUGGGGUGGGGGGGAAGAUAUAUCUAUAUGCAUAAAUAUACAUAGGCUAUUUUUGUAUCUGAUAUAGUUGUUAACCUUGGUGAAAGUUCAGCGUAUGGUCUGGGAUGUGUUAGACGUAUAACAACCCAUGAGUGUGAAAAUGUUACCAACACUAUCUCAUGCACACACACACGCACACAGACAAACGAUAAACACGAUGACGCAGUGCUACCGUUUCCCGGACACUGAAUGUUGCCGACCAUACAGGCUAUGUGUUUAUUAGCCUCUCUGGUGCUCUUAUUAAAUGGUCUAUAUUGUGAUACUAUUUUUGUAAGUGAAUAUGACAGUGAAGCCCCCCCCCCCAGCCCUCCUCCCCACCCAAGCUUGAAUAUAAUAACCUCAUGUCUGGAAGAUGAGAUAAAAGUGUGCAAGUGCGUGUGUGUGUGUGUGUGUCACUCAAUUGCAUGUACACGCACACACGCACAGUAUGUACACUGCACUCCAAAUGCCCCCCCCCCCCCCUCCCAUUUUGUAUUCAGUUUGACGACUAACAUGUCUUCCGAGUCUUCGGCUGUUAAAUGUGUAAAAAUACAAGAAGAAGAAAGAAAUCCUCAUACUUGACCAAUGUUUGGAAGUGAAAGUCACACUUUGUACUGUAAUGCUACUAAUAUUUGCCGCUAACUCUGCUGCAGCAUUAAGAGAAACUCCGUCCACGUUCUUUUAUUUUGAUUGUGUCAUUCUUCCGUUUCCAGCUCGUUGCUCCCUCACAAAGUUGACACAGCAUUGUCGCCGACAUAUUAACCACGAAACAAAAUCUUUAGUUACGAUUCAUUCCAUUCAACAUUUUUUAAAUGCUUUGUGACCAACACAGUGGUACCUCGAUUUGGUUGACAAAAAUUGAAAUCGAUUAUAUUUUUUCCAGAAAUUUGGAUCGAGGAGUGUUUCGAUCAUCGAGGUACCAUUGCGACAUUUCACAAUUUUAGCAUGGUUGAUAAUGUAUGUGUUUUUUUUAACGGUUAUUGUCGCUCAGGAUUUAGUGUGGCACGCAGUGAUUUAACUACACAACACUUAAAACAUGAGAGCAUUUAUUUAUCUGCUACUAAUGACAGUAUACAAGGUCACACGUGAUCAGUUAUUUACGGGUUUAAAAAAAAAAAAAACAAGAGAAUGGAGUUUUGCGCAAACCUGCCAAAAGAAAAAAAAAAAACAUCGUACACACUGUUGGCAUGUGAAUGGAAGAACUGUUGCAGCACCUGUAUUAUUUUUAAUUAUUGGUUUUACAUUACUUAUCUAGUUAUUCUUAGGUAUUCAUUAACAAUUUCAGUCAUUUAGUUUUAACACGUAGCCUCUACUAGAUGCAAAAACAGUAUUUACUUUUAAUAUUCCAAUUGUUUAGCACUUUUCUAACAACUUAAUGUAUCAUUUGACCUUCAUUGCAAUCCUCUCAAUAUGUAUUAUUAUUAAACCAUGAAACCACCUGACCUUCAUAUAAUUAUGUAUUUUUAAAGAAAUACAAACCAUGUACAGCUCUUAUUUUUUUGUUUUAAUUUUACAAUCGUAUUCUUCUGUAACCGAAUGGUGCACAGACAAUCACUAUACACAUGUCAAUAAACAAACCAGUUGAAAA
Molecule: messenger RNA, 3853 nt
Organism: Syngnathus acus (greater pipefish)
Lineage: Eukaryota; Metazoa; Chordata; Actinopteri; Syngnathiformes; Syngnathidae
Product: E3 ubiquitin-protein ligase pellino homolog 2
Exons: 7
Coding region: 1-1290 (429 amino acids)
Biological process (GO): protein polyubiquitination; regulation of Toll signaling pathway
Molecular function (GO): protein binding; ubiquitin protein ligase activity
Source: RefSeq, a predicted model, not a curated record